AUGAAUCGCCACCACCAUCUCGGUAGAUCCGUACUCUGCUCUCUACUGUUGCUGACCCUGCUUUUCCUCACUUGUCCCGCCGAGGAUGACGUCAGGUGCCUGCGCGAGGUGAGGAACUCCUUCCCCGACUCCGCCGGCCGGUUCGACUCUUGGAACUUCGCCAACACCUCCGUCGGCUUCAUCUGCACCUUCAGUGGCGUCUCUUGCUGGAACGACCGCGAGAACCGCCUGAUCGGCCUGGAGCUCCGCGAUUUCGCCCUCACCGGAGACAUCCCGGACUCCCUGCAGUUCUGCCACAGCCUCCAAACCCUAGAUCUCUCCGGCAACUCCCUAUCGGGCCAGAUUCCCUCGCGAAUCUGCGAUUGGCUGCCGUAUCUGACCUCACUCGACCUGUCGCGAAACGGUUUGACCGGCAGCAUACCGGCGGAUCUCGUCAGCUGCUUGUAUCUCAACACUUUAAUCCUCGACGACAAUAGGUUGUCUGGCGGCAUCCCUUAUCAGUUCUCGAAUUUGGGGCGGCUGAGGCGGUUUUCCGUCGCGAACAACGACUUGUCUGGGAGGGUGCCAUCCUUCAGCGGUGGCUCUGUGGUGGUCGAUUUCGACGGCAACAGCGGGCUCUGCGGGGGCACGCUGGGCGAGUGCGGCGGGCUGAGCAGGAGGAGCCUGGCAAUAAUUAUAGCCGCGGGGGUUGUUGGUGCUGCAGCCUCCUUGAUGUUAGGGUUUGGUUUGUGGCGGUGCUAUUUCUCAAAAUCGAGCAAGAGGAGAAAGAGGGGUUCCGGGGUUGGUAUGAGGGGAAACGGUGCUGCUGCUUCUGCUGGCAGUAGCUGGGCUGGGAGGCUGAGGGCUCACAAGCUCACACAGGUGAACUUGUUCCAGAAGCCCCUCAAGAAGGUCAAAUUAGGUGAUUUGUUGGAAUCCACCAAUAAUUUCGGGAAGGAGAAUAUUAUCGUCUCGAGUCGAACAGGGAUGACCUACAAGGCGAUUCUUCCAGAUGGUUCGGCCCUUGCAAUCAAGCGGUUGAGUGAAUGCAAAUUAGAGGAAAAACAGUUUAAAAUGGAGAUUAAUCGGUUAGGGCAGUUGAGGCACCCCAACUUGGUCCCGCUCUUGGGCUUCUGCCUGGUGGAGGAGGAGAAACUGCUGGUCUACAAGCACCUCUCAAACGGGACACUAGGCUCAAACCUGAGCCAGGACACCGCCGUUUUAGAUUGGCCAACCAGGUUCAAAAUCGCAUUAGGAGCCUCGAGGGGGCUUGCCUGGCUCCACCACGGCUGUCAGCCCCCUAUCAUGCACCAAAACAUAAGUUCCAAUAUGGUUUUGCUUGAUGAGGAUUUUGAUCCAAGGAUAAUGGACUUUGGCCUGGCUAGGCUGAUCACGUCUUUGGAUUCUAAGGACAGUAGCUUUCGGUGUGGGGACUUGGGGGAGGUUGGGUAUGUCCCGCCCGAGUACUCGGGCACUAUGGUUGCAUCACUGAAAGGAGACGUUUACAGUUUUGGAGUUGUGCUUCUUGAGUUAGCGACUGGGCUAAAGCCCUUGGAUGUGAGUAAGGUGGAUGGGCUGUUUAAGGGUAGUUUGGUGGAUUGGUUCACGCAGGUCUCAGGUAGUGGCCGGAUUAAGGAUACUAUUGAUAGGCGGCUGGUGGGGAUGGGCCACGAUGAGGAGAUUGUGCGGUUUUUGAGGAUUGCUUGUAAUUGUGUGGUCUCGAGGCCCAAGGACAGGUGGUCCAUGUAUCAGGUUUAUGAGGCUUUGAAGGGUAUGGCUGACGAGCAUGGAUUGUCAGAACAUGAUGAUGAGUUCCCUUUGUUUUCGACGCAGGAAUCCCCAGGCCCUGUUUGA
Molecule: messenger RNA, 1833 nt
Organism: Striga hermonthica
Lineage: Eukaryota; Viridiplantae; Streptophyta; Magnoliopsida; Lamiales; Orobanchaceae
Source: the annotation of a GenBank genome assembly